GUCCCAACGCCCGGCAAGAUCUCCGCGGGGGAAAUGCAGUCAGCAAUGAAAGUGUCUUCAGAACACACUCCCGGGCGGAGGGGAAGGAAGCCGGGCAGGAAAAGGAGGCAGGAGCUGCUUCAGUCGGCUUUUAAACUGGCUGCUGCCGCCUCUGCUCCAGCCAAAACAAUCCUCCCGCUGAAAAUACCCAAGAAGAGGGGACCGAAGCCUGGGAGCAAGAGGAAGUCCCGUCUUGCUGCACCAAGCCCACCACCAGUCUCGCCCACCUUCAGCACCCCAGAGCCCGACACCAGUUCAGUGCCUCAAGACGCAGCGAAUGUCCCCACCUCAGCAAUCUCACAGGCGCUGACAGUUUGCAUAUAUGUCAAGAAACAUGCCUGCCCCGGUCCACACCUGGACAAGAAGAAACUGCAGCAGCUUCCAGACCACUUUGGCCCGGCCCGGGCCUCCAUGGUCCUCCAGCAGGCCGUCCAGGCCUGCAUCGACUGCGCCUACCAGCAGAGGGCAGUCUUCUCCUGCCUGAAGCCGGGACAUGGCGGUGAACUAAUCUCAGCUUCCUUCGAUGGGGACCAGCACACACUGAAUCUCCCAGCUGUCCACAGUAUUGGCUUCAUCCUACGCUUCCUGGAGAACCUGUGCCACAGCCUGCACUGUGACAACCUCUUCAGCAGCCAGCCCUUCAGCAUCUACAAUGCAACCUCACAGAUCUCCCUGGACUACGAGAGUGACAGGAUGCAUCCAGGUACGGAGGGAGGAGCAAGCGUGGGUAUUGUCUCGUCCCCACCUCACCACAGAGUCGUAGAGUGCACCAGAAACCUGAGUACCGAUGCCAUCGAAGCGGAGAUACCGGAGGAUGUUCUCCUGGGGCCGGUGGAGAGCAGAUACGGCGUGGACUCUGCCGAGUGUCCCCUCCACUCCAUGGAGCGGCGCAGUCCGUCCGGGCGCAACGCUGGCGAUCACCGCAGCACCGGCCCGCUGGCCUACGCCUACCGCUCCGGCUACCAGCCCUCCAGCACGCCCCCCUCCGCUGCACCUCGACGCCUCUCACCCACCACCCCCACCCCCACCAGCUUCUACGACGGCAAGGACACAUUGAACACAGCUUGCAGUCCUGUCUUGGUGUCUGAGCGUCACACACUUGCCCAGGACUCUGUCCGGUUGUCCACGAGACAUCCCUCCACGUGGAGCGUUGAUGACGUGAUGCGGUUUGUCCGCGAAUCUGACCCUCACGCCCUGGCGCCGCACGCCGACCUUUUCCGAAAGCACGAGAUCGAUGGCAAUGCGUUGAUACUGUUGAAGAGUGAUGUGAUCAUGAAGUACAUGGGUCUGAAGCUGGGCCCGGCUCUAAAGCUGUGUUACCACAUUGAUAAACUGCAACAGAGCAAGCACUGA
This is a messenger RNA of Leucoraja erinaceus (little skate), 1392 nucleotides long. RefSeq names its product Scm polycomb group protein like 4 (gene scml4). Gene Ontology annotation, molecular function: protein binding. Lineage: Eukaryota; Metazoa; Chordata; Chondrichthyes; Rajiformes; Rajidae. The record is from RefSeq and is a predicted model, not a curated record. The transcript has 8 exons. The coding region runs from base 34 to 1392 and encodes 452 amino acids.